AUGUCUGGCGCUGCUGGUAUGGUGAUCAUGUUCCACGUCGACCAAGAUCAAGUCGAGUCCUAUUUCGAGCCACAUCAAGGGAUGCACUACCAGCUACCUGCUGUCCGAAUACUUGACUACCUCCAUCUCCGUAGAUGGGAAGUCGCCCCUGCCACAACUCGCAACAUCAUAGCCAUUCUCCCCGGGCAGACUGAAGAGCGAGUAAUCUUCGAAACUCACAACAACGGCUAUACAUACGUCCAGGAGAAUGGCCCGGUCGCUUUGCUAGCCCUGACGCAGGACUUUGCCAAGCAGCCACUCAGCUCACGAAAACAUACGAUUGAGUUCGCUUUCAACACUAGACACCUCCAUAUUUCUAAGGAAGUCACGCUUCGACAUUUUCAGCAACUAGAUCGCACCUUCGAUGACAAAAAACCUCGCAUUGGUCAUCCUGGUUGA
Macroventuria anomochaeta is the source of this 438-nucleotide messenger RNA. RefSeq lists its product as uncharacterized. The coding region runs from base 1 to 438 and encodes 145 amino acids. The transcript has 2 exons. NCBI's taxonomy places the organism in Eukaryota, Fungi, Ascomycota, Dothideomycetes, Pleosporales, Didymellaceae. The record is from RefSeq and is a predicted model, not a curated record.